Miscanthus lutarioriparius is the source of this 2070-nucleotide messenger RNA. Lineage: Eukaryota; Viridiplantae; Streptophyta; Magnoliopsida; Poales; Poaceae. The record is from the annotation of a GenBank genome assembly.
AUGGCGCCGGACGCGGAGGGCUUCCGUCAGGUGCAGAGCAGGAGGCGCUGGCGUCGCGUCGCUUCUCCUCGACGGCCGGUGCCCUCGAACUUGGUCGGCUUGUGCUUCAAUUGCCUCGCCGGUGACCACGUGCAUGCCGACUGCACUUUCCCGGCCAAGUGCUACAACUUCAGGGAUGUUGGGCAUCAGGCGCGUGCUUGCCCUCAUCCUCCGGUCGCUGGUCGCUGGGAGGGCAAGCGUGGCCGUUCUCCGCCGCGCGCUUCGGGUUUCCGAUGGGGCGCGCGCCGCCGUCGUUCGUCGCCUAGCCGCGGGGCUUCACCCGUGGACACGGUCUCCGCGCAUUUGGCCUCCACCGGCCGGGAGCCGUCGGUGCCUCCGGUGUGCCAGCCUCCCACCCCGGAACCCCAGGUUAACGAUCCGCCGGCUGGCAACGCUGGGCAGCCGCUGCCCGCCGCGGGUCCGUCUGAGGUCGCCGGGGACGCUGUCGCUGAUGGGCCUCUGGAUCAGCCACCCGCGCCGGAAUUACCUCGGCUGAUUCCGCGCGCACUGCUGAGGACCCCGGCGCUGCAGGCCGCUGAAGAUGCUCUGUCCAUGGCCCUGCUCGCGCUCCUGGUCGGCACCUGGCCUGUGGUCACUCCGACCAUGGUUUUGGACCAUCUCGAGGAGCACUUCGGGAUCCCAGAUGACCGAGUCUCCGUCCGCCGUACGAGGCCGAAUGAUUUCAUCGUCCGUUUCAGUCGCCGCGAGGAUCUCGAGCGUGUUCUGAGCGCUGCGCCCCCAGAGCGGGCACCAUUCACCCUGCAAUGGCGACGUUGGAGUCGCUUGAUCAUGGGUUUGGCCGGCGCGUUCAGAUUCAGAGUGCUUGUCGCCAUGAAGGGCAUACCUUCCCACGCGAGGUCGAAGGAGACCGCGCAAGCCAUUCUCGGCUCCUCAUGCACCAACGUCGAAUUCGCCAACCCGGAAGCGCUCGCCGAUCCUGACGAUGAGAGCGAGUUAUUCGUCGCGGCGUGGUGCGCGCACCCUGAUCUCAUUCCUGACGAGAUGAUCAUGGCUGUGCCGGAGCCGGAGGAGCAUGAUGGGGGUCCGCCAUUGUUCCUGAGGCCUCAUGAGAUCAUCCACGAUGAGAUCAUCCAAGACUGGCACACGCCGCCGCCGUCGUCGGACGAUGGCAUGGACUUCGGCGGCGACGAUAGUGAUAGCGGAGACAGUAACUUCAACGGCUACCACCCGGGUUUCGGCGCCAGCGGCGGCGGCGGUGCCCGGCCACGGACUUCUCGGUUCGGCAGCUCCGACGAGCCGCGGCUUGGGUGGGGUUCUGGACCCGUGUUUUGGCCACGGGAAUUGAGGAGCGUCAUCGUCGUGGGCGAUGUGACCUGCCCAAUCCUGGCGCCGCGCAGCGCCAUACCCUGCCCUGGCGUCAGCGCGCUUCACGCCAGGGCCGCGACGCGUGUCGAGGAGCCGCUGCACGCGUCGGAACCGAUGCUCUCCGAGGCUGUGGAUAUCUGCCUGUCCGGCCCAGAAGACUGUGGCUCCGGACCGACCUCUCGUAUGCUUGCCCAACUUUUAAUUGGGGAGGCUGGGCCUUCUCAAUCGUCGCCUCCAUCCCACUCCGAGCCCAGGGACGUUGAUGAUCCGGGGUUCCUGGACGUCGUUGGCCAUGAUCUAACGGAGGGGGCGUCUGUCCAGACCUCGGCGGCGACUACAACUGACGAGUUCAUCUCCAUCUUCAAGAAGCCAUUGUCGCAGCUGGUUCUCCCGUCGACCCCAAGGGCGCGGGUCACCAGAUCGGAAAGGGCACUGGAGACGGGUGAUGAGGAGCUUGUCCCCAAACGGAGUGCGAGACUGGCGGCCAAGAGCAAGAACAGGGUGCCAAGACCUAAGGCACAGGUAAGGAAAGUAACGAUGAAACGUUUAGGUGUCGAGGUGGAGACGGAGCUUCCAGAUGAGGCGUCCUUCGAUGAAUUCCAGACAGCCUUCAAGUUGCCUCUCUCGCCCUCCACUUGGGAGACAAUGCAGGUCUUGUUCCCUGGUAGUAAGCAGCGGACGCCUAAGCCUGUUCGCGCCGCCUAG